AUGGCGACCACUACAAGAAAUAAACAUAAGCAAAUACUCAAAGAAGCAGAAGAAGCAGCAGCAAAAGAAAGAAGUUCAAUACAAGAAAUUGCAGAUGAAAGUGAAAAUGAUUCUAGUUAUUUAUAUGAAUCAGAAAUUUUAUUAGAGAAAAGUUUUAUAACAAUACAAGAAAUUAAUGAUAACACAAUAUCUGAUGCAUCUAUAUCAGACCUUAAUAUAAUUAUUAAUGAUGAAGUAGAAGUCAAUAAACAGUCUUUAUUAAUGAAAGAAAGAAAGCCUCCAUCUAAAAUCACGAAACCUAAAACUAGCUGGGUUUGGAAAUUUUUUCAAUUUAAUGAUGAUAAUACUAAAACUAUUUGUCAGAUUAAUGGUUGUGAAAAAAUGCUUGCAUGGUGUGGUUCUCCAAGUUCAAUGAAAACACAUUUAUCAGGAAUGCAUAAAAUUACAAAAGCUAUUGCAAUGAGAUAUGAGGAAGAAGAAUUAGAAAAACUUAAGAAACCUGAUAAUAUUAUUAACCCACAUAAUUCUUCUAAACAAGAAACUUUAACUAAAAAUGUCAUAGGUUUUGUUAUUGGUACAGUACAACCCCUAAGUAUCACUGGUCAAAAACCAGGCAAACGUGGCAUAGUAGCCUUUAUCUUUAUUAAAUUUAUUCGAACUUUACAAUUUACAAAAAAAAAAUAA
Molecule: messenger RNA, 684 nt
Organism: Rhizophagus irregularis DAOM 181602=DAOM 197198
Lineage: Eukaryota; Fungi; Glomeromycota; Glomeromycetes; Glomerales; Glomeraceae
Source: RefSeq, a predicted model, not a curated record